Messenger RNA from Paramuricea clavata, 1046 nucleotides. NCBI's taxonomy places the organism in Eukaryota, Metazoa, Cnidaria, Anthozoa, Malacalcyonacea, Plexauridae. The record is from the annotation of a GenBank genome assembly.
AUGGCACAGCAACAUCGAGAGAAUAUUGAGUAAGUUUAAUUUAAACUUAAAAUUAAUAUAAUAUCAAGAGUUUUGUUUAUGUAAUCAACUUCUAUAUUUUGUAGGAGAGCUCGAUUUAUGAGCGAACUGGAAAAUGAAGAGGUCAAUCGCCAGCUUUGUGCCAUUGAUACAGAUGAAAUGUUUGAGUCCUGGUCACCAGAGACGCAAGAGCAAAUUCUUGCUGAAUGGAACUGGCAAAACGAUGAAUCAACUCCGAGAGAACCAAGGUUGUGUUGUGAUGAUUGUGGUCAGGUAUUUACGCGUUCGAACGAACUGAACCGGCAUAUGAAAACUCACAGUGACAAAGACCACGAGUGUUCGCGUUGCCAUAAGACGUUUAAUCGAAAGGUACGUAAUUUACAGGGAUAUAUUUCAAAACUUAGUAAACUAUUUUGAGUUAAUAAUAUCUAUUUAUAUGAUUUCAAGGAUGCUUUGAACCGGCAUAUGAAAACUCACAGUGACAAAGACCACGAGUGUUCGCGUUGCCAUAAAACAUUUAAUCGAAAGGUAUGUAAUUUACAGGGAUAUAUUUCAAAACGUAGUAAAGUAUUUUGAGUUAAUAAUAUCUAUUUAUUUGAUUUCAAGGAUGUUUUAAACCGACAUAUGAAAUUGCACGAGCGAUGUGGCGCGGAACGGGAAUAUACGUGUAAUGUAUGUGGUGAAGUGUUUCGAAACAUAUUCCCAUUUCAAGCCCAUCAGCGCGAAGUCCAUCAGACUGGUGGUGGUAGACGUACUAAGACGCCGACCAGGCGAACGAAAAGGCAAAGAACUGCUGAACCAGGUAUGUAUAAAUGAAAAUAUUUCGAUUACUGAUUUUGUAUUUAUACACAGAUAUUUUUCUCUUUUAAGAACCGCAAUCAUCUUCGACACGCGUUAACGAAGGUAAGAGAGCAUAUAUGCCGUGUAAUAAUUUGAGUUAAAAUCACACUAAUACAUUUUUCUCCUUUUCAGGAGCUUCUACUAUCGUCAGCGAAGGUAUGAAAUUCAAAUUUUUAUACCACACAUAG